AUGUUACCACUAUUGGCUCUUCUGCCCGUCGUCUUGGCCGAAUCAUUCUGGAUGACAGCCGAGCUGCUACGGGUAGAUUGGAAAGAGGGAUGUCUGAAUACUGGUGGUUGUUCUCAACCCAGAUUCAAGAUACUUGAGGAUAUGCUCCCACUCAAUGAAAAGGUUUCCAUCAGCUGGCCAGUAUCGGAGCAUUUCGUGCAGGAUGCUGCACGCUCUUUUGUUUCUCACUGGUCAAAAGGAAGACCAGAAGAUCUGACUCUCUCCUGCCAAGUGGUCGGCACUGAUCCAACCUAUGGCUUUCCCAGAAUCUGUGAUCAGACUGCGUCAAUCCGCGUUUUACGAGAAGGAGAUGCUGAAGCAUUCGAAUCUAAUCGACGUCAUCAUCAGCCUUUGGUGACCACAGCGCUGCCCGAAGAGGAACUGGGCAAGAAGGUAGUUGAAAUUCGAGCCAAGUGCUUCAAUGUCACCGUAGCGGUGCAGAAGCACACAGAGAGAUGUCCGUGGUGCCCUGAUCCGUCAGACGUGACUCUUAUUGAACAGAGGGUACCAGUAGAUGCUUCGCCAGCUCUUAUAACCUCGAUUUUUCCGCAGUUGUCUGGUGAAGAUAAGAUCUUGCACGCAUCAGUGCUAGUACUGGCAGUGAUCACUGUUUUGACGACGUUAGGCUUCGCCUGCGUAUUAAUUGCUUUUCUCCGGCAAAAAAGAAAUCACCGUCAGAUUUCUGUGAAACCUCGCUACCAGCCAUGUUCUCCAACUGUCUGCAAAAUGAAGGAAGAAAAUAAAUACGACACACCAUGGGAACAUUCUCGCCAACUUACCUACUGGCUGACUUCUUCUUCAAAAUCCGAAGCAACGACGACAUCACCGUUGGCAUCUGCUUCUUCUCUCGGCAAUUCUUCGUUCGGCACUUCACAUGGCUUUCGAGCCGGAUGUGCGAUACCUCAGACACAACUUCACACCUCCACUCUUCGAAUGCCUCAAUAG
Molecule: messenger RNA, 984 nt
Organism: Cylicocyclus nassatus
Lineage: Eukaryota; Metazoa; Nematoda; Chromadorea; Rhabditida; Strongylidae
Source: the annotation of a GenBank genome assembly